This is a messenger RNA of Magallana angulata, 2604 nucleotides long. RefSeq names its product ectonucleoside triphosphate diphosphohydrolase 8-like. Lineage: Eukaryota; Metazoa; Mollusca; Bivalvia; Ostreida; Ostreidae. Gene Ontology annotation, molecular function: GDP phosphatase activity; UDP phosphatase activity. The transcript is spliced from 12 exons. Gene Ontology annotation, biological process: nucleoside diphosphate catabolic process. Gene Ontology annotation, cellular component: plasma membrane. The record is from RefSeq and is a predicted model, not a curated record. Bases 344 to 2185 code for a protein of 613 amino acids.
ACGAAAUUUAUUGCUCGGGAAUUUAUCAAGUUAAUACAUUGGUUAGUUCUGAUAUGCUGUUGUUUUGGCAGAAACAAAAGGAUAUAGCUUAAGUUUUCGUCAUUCAAACAAAAUUUACGAUAAAAUUAAGAGAAGAGACUUCUAAAAUUGGAGAAGAAUUGAAAGUUAUACUUUCACUUUGCAUGUAUAAUUAUACAGUUACUGCAGUAUAGGUAUACGUACAUUGUAGUUUAAUAAUUUCGUUACAAAAAGAAACAGACAUGGUGAAUAGUUUACCCAUGUACCAGCGUUAGUGAAUAGCAUGUUCCUUUUAUAGAUCUGAUAUGUACACAAUGUUCCUACAAUGAACAUCUCAGUGACUGUACGGAGUUGCCUCCCCUUGGGGGACCCCCAGGGGGAUUUUUUUCAGUCCGUCGAAGAGGACAUGACGGUGGGCUCUUUUAUCAGGAAGGUGUGUCGAGAUGCAGGAAUCAGUAUGCGGUCGUCGCUGGUGUUGAAGAAUUCCAGCAACCAAGAGUUGCGAUGGUCAGCCUCGCUGAGAGAAGCGUACGUGAUGAGUGGAGCUACAUUGAUGCUGUAUGACACGGAGGAUGAUGUUGACCUUCAGACCAAGAUAAUGAACUGUAACGUGUGGUGGUAUAUCUCGGGAGCAUGCCUAGUGAUUGGACUAAUCGGACUGGUGGUCAUCAAUGUCUUGCACCAUAAGGACGGGGAACCAGAUUACAGUUAUGGUGUCGUGCUAGAUGCUGGGUCCUCACAUACAGAGUUGUUUGUGUACAAGUGGAAUACUAAUUGUCACCAUGAGACUGCCUUAGCCAAUCAGAUUCACUCCUGCAGAGUAUCAGGGCCUGGGAUAUCAAGUUAUGAGAGUGACCCCGCAGCAUUGAGGUCUAAUUUGGAGGUUUGUCUGAGAGAGGCUGAGGGGGUGGUUCCAGAUGACAAACAAGGCGGAACACCUGUGUAUCUAGGGGCAACAGCAGGAAUGAGACUUAUUCAGGCAGUGAAUUCUACGAUAUCUGAUGCAAUUAUGAAUGUAGUCAGGGAUGCUUUGGGAUCUACAAAAUUCCAUUUCUGGAAUCCCAGGGUCCAGGCUCGAAUCCUGUCUGGGUCAGAGGAGGGGCUGUUUUCAUGGAUCACGGUCAACUACGUGUCUGGAAAGUUUGGUGUGAUCCCACCACAUGAGGUGAAGCGGUCCCGACGUGCCUUGUCAGAGGCAGGGGAGAGUACUGUGGGGGCGUUAGACAUGGGCGGGGCAUCCACUCAGAUUACCUUCUACCCCGGACUGUCCAGCUCCAUGCCAGAGAAUUUCACUGGGAACGCAGUGCUUUAUGAGAAGAAUUAUACUGUGUAUACACACAGCUUCCUGUGUUACGGCAUCAAUGAAAUUACACGGAAAUACGAAGCAUUGCUUGUCAAACAACAAAACUUUACUUUGAAUGUGAGUGAUCCCUGUGGUCCCCUGGGUAGUGUAAUUGAGGAACCAUACAUGGAUGUGUUUGAAGCCCCCUGUACCAAGGGCUCAUCUACUCCACCAAUAUCCAAGAACCAGACUUUCACAUUCCAUGGGACAGGUAACUCCACCCAGUGUGCCCUGACCGUGCACCAGUUGUUCCAAUUCGACCAGCCCUGUCCAUACACCAGCUGUUCCUUUAAUGGAGUCUACCAACCCAAACUCCACGGAGAGUACUAUGCGUUCUCCAACUUUUUCUUUGAGAUGGACUUCCUGGACACAACCCGUUCCAACAAUCUCUCUGAGUUCCAGUCCGCUCUGUCCAAUGUGUGUCACAUGACCUGGGAUCAGCUAAAAGAGAAGUAUGUCAACACUUCGACCAAGUUCCUCCCAUGGUACUGCUUCCGAGGGACCUACAUGGAGAUGCUACUCCUGGACGCCUACAAGUUUGAUGAUAACUCGUGGAAAAAUCUCCACUUUAUCGAUGUGGUAAACGGCACAGAGAUUGGCUGGAGCCUGGGAUUUAUGAUCGACUCCAGCUCAGAGUUACCACAGAGUAAGAGAGAAUACUAUAUGACCAACCUCGCCUUUGCUUUGAUGAUGACCCUCUUCAUCCUCUUCAUCCUCAUCUCAGUGGGCUUCGCUUGUCAUGCUGUCAAGUUCCAACGAAGAAAACAAAAAGGAAAGUUAUAUCAGACUGCCCCAAAAUCAGAUGGAUAUGGCGCAAUCCAAUGAACGUCCAAGUUCAGACAGAGAAUAUCCAGUGAGAUGUCUCCUCCAAAUUCAGACAUUUUUGUAAAAUAAUGUUCAGUGAAAUACUGAUUACCUCCAGAAGUGGUAUUUGCCAAAAAAAUUAAAUCUGUUAAAAUUAUAUCACUCGAAACCAGAUACCAGUGAAUAAUGAAUCAGUACAUAAAAUGGUGCAGCAGUUUGUUUACAGUAAUAUUAUUGGUUGUAUUGAGAGAGAGAGAGAGAGAGAGAGAGAGAGAGAGAGAGAGAGAGGAGAGAGAAAAAAAUAGAGAGAUUCAUUUUUUUUGGCUUUAUAAGGAAAUGUGUAUUAGGAGUGUAAUAUAUUCAUGUACAUGUUAAUUAUAUUUAUAUAAAUCUGCAGCAUGUAAAAAGGUUUUUUCUCUAUUAAAUGAUGUUUGAUUUUC